GUUGAACAAAGUGUAUGAAUGCAGUGACAAUACAUGGUUGAAAAGGCUCUACAGUCAUAAAGAAAAGUGGUGUCCUGCAUUUUCAAAGGAUUAUUUCUCUGGUGGCAUUCUAUCCUCCCAAAGAAGUGAAUCUACAAAUAGAUCCAUAUCUAGAAGACUCUCAAAAACUGCAACAUUGUGUGACUUUUACAAAAUGUUUGGUGAUGUUGUUGAGGAAUGGAGGUCAGAGGAAAAUGGUCAAGAUUUCAGAUGUUCAGAAGGCACUGUUGAGAUGGUACUGCUGCAAGAUAGUUUGUUAACUCAUGCUAGAGAUGUGUAUACCCUUGAGAUCUUCAAACUGUUCCAAGAACAAUAUUUGAAGGGUAUGUCACAUUUUUUUAAAUUAGUAACACAGAAUUGUCAUGAUUGCGUGUAUCAUGUUUGGUUGGACGGUGUAGAUUUGAUUAGACACAGCGUUACUUUUAAUGCAAAUGACAACACGGUGACAUGCACUUGUAAGAUGUUUUCAGAAGUUGGCAUUCUUUGUAGACACAUUUUGCGUAUAUAUAACAUUCAUUGUGUGAAAUGUAUUCCUCGAGAUUAUAUAAUGUCUAGGUGGACGAAGGGUGCUAUUUUGCCAAAUAUGAGUCUUUCUCAUAUUGAAGCACCUGAUACUCUGUUUGGGAAAAUAUUGGAAGAUUCUGUGUGGAGAGUGCAAAUGACUAGGAAAUUCAAUACAAUAUUGGCUUCAAGUGCUAGUAUUCCUGAAGCUAGGCAAGUAUGUGAACAAGGUUAUGAUUCUAUUAAAAACUUCUUAGAUAUUCAGAAACGCCGCACUGCUGGAGAUGAAUCUGCUUCUGAAUCGAGGACCAUAUUGGAUCCUCCACGUUCUGUUCCUAAAGGUCAAAGAAAUACACGAAAGAAAAGCAUUGUUGAAAAACAAUGCAAAAUAGUCAAAUCUCGCAGGUCCAAAUCCCAACAAGUUUCAUCUAAUUCAAAACUUGUUGCCCAAUCAGUUGUACAGGAGACUGUUAAUUGCAUGGUGCCACAUGGUUAUCUUGCUCAUCCAGUGCAUGGAAUGACUUCUUUGAUGCCUAUGUUUGGAUCUCCACAAGUUUUCACUCCAUACUUUUUGCAUCCAAAUGUUGGGAAUGAAAUGCAAAUUUAGUAAUAUUUAAUUAGUAUGAAUGUAAUCUGCUUGAACACUGGCUG
Molecule: messenger RNA, 1191 nt
Organism: Cuscuta epithymum
Lineage: Eukaryota; Viridiplantae; Streptophyta; Magnoliopsida; Solanales; Convolvulaceae
Source: the annotation of a GenBank genome assembly